AUGCCAUUCAAGCAUUCUCUCCUUUUUGACGCAUCAUUUGAAUCAGCCAACUUAUUGAGUGCUGUCCAACGAGGGCCCGCAGAGUAUGACCUUUUUUUGCGCGCCGACUUGCAUACCGAUGGCUUCAUGCAAUGGUUCUAUUUCGGAAUCACGAACACAUGCCCCCGAGAUCAUCUAGAUUCACGUCAUAUGAAUCUUACUAAACCGGAGUCGCUGUUCAACACCGGCAUGCAACCUGUCAUAUACUCCUGCGCCGAUGCCGCCGAGCACGGGAUUGGAUGGAUACGAUCGGGAUCCCAUGUCGAGUAUCGGUCCAACCAAUAUGUUCGAAAUGGUCUCAAUAGUAGCACAGCGGAUGGUGCGACAUACUACACCCUGUCUUUCACCCUGGCAUUUGAUAGAUCUGACGAUGUAUAUCUCAUCGCUCACUCAUACCCAUACACAUAUUCGGAUCACAAAGCCCACCUUGCUUCGAUGCUCCGUUCGUUACGAAAGCGUCGCAUUGUUCAACAUGCGCUUCUCUGUACAACACUAGACGGCCAGGACUGCGAUCUCAUAACGAUAACUGGUGAUGCUGAUGAGCUUCCUCCAGGGAUCGUGGAGUUAUCUUCAAGCGUCCCCUCUUUUUUGCGGCGUAAAAAAACUGUUAUCUUAAGCGCGCGUGUUCAUCCUGGGGAAACACCUGCAAGCUGGAUGAUGCGUGGAAUUCUCGAUUUUCUUGUUGGGGAUAGUCAUGAAGCAAGGAUCCUCCGAGCUUUAUUUGUUUUCAAAAUUGUCCCCAUGCUAAAUCCUGAUGGAGUACUCUAUGGGAACAACCGUUGUUCCCUCGCCGGUGUGGAUCUUAAUCGGCAAUGGAAGAAGCCGACUAAAGCACUCCAUCCGACGAUUUAUCAUCUUAAGUCUCUGAUUCGUGUUGAACGCACCCAACGCGAGAUUGCUCUCUUCUGUGAUCUUCAUGGGCACUCGCGUAAACAGAAUAUAUUCAUGUACGGCUGUGAUGAUCGCCGUAAACCCAAGCCCACAGUUCGAGUUUUCCCUAAGUUGCUGAGCUGGAAUCAUCUCGGGCAAAAGUAUGUGAGCUUCGCGGAUUGCAGCUUUCACGUUCGCAAGUCAAGAGAGGGCACAGGCUAUAUAACAAAUAGUUUCACUUUGGAAGCAUCCUUUUGUGGCUCUGAUUUUGGUGUUCUGCAAAAUUAUCAUUUUAACAUAGAUCACUUUCAAGAGGCGGGCAGAUCGCUAUGCGAGACCCUGUUGGACUACUGUCUGCCAAACUCGACACAA
Messenger RNA from Aureococcus anophagefferens, 1281 nucleotides. RefSeq lists its product as hypothetical. Gene Ontology annotation, biological process: proteolysis; protein side chain deglutamylation. Lineage: Eukaryota; Pelagophyceae; Pelagomonadales; Pelagomonadaceae. Gene Ontology annotation, molecular function: zinc ion binding; metallocarboxypeptidase activity. The record is from RefSeq and is a predicted model, not a curated record. The annotation marks the transcript as partial. The transcript is spliced from 4 exons.